Messenger RNA from Protopolystoma xenopodis, 417 nucleotides. NCBI's taxonomy places the organism in Eukaryota, Metazoa, Platyhelminthes, Monogenea, Polystomatidea, Polystomatidae. The record is from the annotation of a GenBank genome assembly.
AUGUUGGUGGAAAGAAUGGAUCCUAACAUCAUCCUGCAGGUCAGUGAAACUGCUCAGUACGUGGCUCUUAGCCAGAUGCACCUCAACUUUGCCGCCGAGACUAUUAAUCCGCAUCCAGAUGGAGGUGAUCCGAGUGUCGAGUUUCGUGGUGGGGAGGCCUGGAGACAGAUGACGACAGGAGGCUCAGACCAGAAUUUGGUGAUCUACGAGAUCACGGAGUUCCCGAGGUUUGCAGACACACUCAGCACCAACAAUGUUCACUCCUAUCAUCUAAUGUUUUCUAUUCCAAUCUCUCUACAUUUAUCGCACUCUUCUAUUCUCUCCUCAUCCAUUCAUCUGCGAUCGUAUCCUCUCCCCAUGCCUCAAAUACCUCAUUCCAUCUCCUCUAUUAUUCUGCUAUCUUCAGACAUCUCCUGA